AUGACAGAGGUUGACAUUGCGACAAAGGCGCCAGAGAGCGAUGCGCAGCAAGACUCGUCGACAAAUGAGCCGACAGAUGCCAGCCAGCAGAUGGGCGAACAUGAACACUGCGUAACUGACAGACCUACUCCUGCCGGCCAGGGAUCCACCGGCGAAAUCAUCAAGCUCAACGGCGUUGACGUGUACAUCUCAAAACCAACCGACUAUCCUCAUACACCUUCCCGUCUUCUUCUCCUUCUCACUGGCGGAACAGGUAUCAAAUCCACCAAUAACCAGAUUCAAGCAGAUAUAUAUGCCUCUGAAGGCUUUCUUGUCCUCAUGCCAGACCUCUUUGGCGGCGAAAAAGCUCCAGGAGGGAAAGAUACCUAUUUUGCAGAUAACUCGACGUCUCUUCUCGAGCAAGUCAAAUUAAAGGCCGUGGAGAUUGCAAAGUCGUUCAUGAUUGAUAUGUGGCUGGCACGAAUAACAGAGGCUAAAAUCAUGCCCAUACUGCACAAGGUGAUUGAAGCGGCACACGAAGAAUACGCCGAUGCGAUCAAGUAUGGUGAGGGGAUCUACGCUGUAGGUUACUGUGUUGGUGGUCGCUACGUACUCCUUCUGGCCAAGGGAUCUCAUGAAGCUGGCAACGAUGAGGAAUCUGGGAUGGUGAAGGCUGGGCCGUAUAUCAAAGCCGGAGCACUGGCUCAUGCCGCAUCGGUGACCCCAGACGAUUUCAAGAACCUCCAAGCACCAUUAAGUUUGGUGUGUGUUGAGAACGAUGCCUUAUUCACAGAUGAGGUACGAAAAGUUGGAGAAGACAUCAUGACGCAGGAUAAUUUGGAACACGAAGUUCAAGUAUACCCCGGUGUACCACACGGAUUUGCCGUCACGGGUCAAUACCAGGAGUCUGCCAUUAUGGACGCCCAAGUUACGGCAUACGAACAAAUGCUAGCAUGGGUGAAAGAUCACUAAUGUCGCACUUACAUUCAGUAGAAGUAUUGUUGGUUUAUGAUUGCAGUUCAUUAUUUGAUUUCAUUCUUCCUCCAGCCUACAGUAUACCUACCUAGGGAACUAUGCCUACCUAAACAAUGGUGCAGACGAUUUUACCCGAGUUCUUUGCAUUCUCCAUGUGCUCGUGUGCCUCUUGGAUCUUGUCCCAGGGCAGCACCGAGUCCAGGUAGAUUUUGAGUUUGUGUGAUUCGAAAUCGGGAAUAUACGUCUCCAGCUUGUCUCUCAGUCUGCCCUGGUACUCGACGUCGCGGCUUCGCAACGUGCUGCCUAAAACACGAAGGCGCUUGUACAGAAUCAUGCCGAUGUCUGCAUCGGGGACCUUUCCUCCGCUCAGAGUGCCCAGGAGGAGUAGACUGCCAUCAAGGGCUGCCACGUCGAGGUUCUUCUGGAAGUAGUCUCCGCCAAUGUAGUCGACGAUGUAAUCAACGCCCUUGCCGCCCGUCUUUGCCUUGAUCUCGCUGACCCAGUCCUGAGUCUUGUAGUUGAAGGCCGCGGUAGCACCAAGCUGGGACGUGAUGAAGUCGACCUUUUCCUGGCUUCCUGCCGUAGCAUAAAUCUCAGAUGCUCCCGCAACUUUAGCCAACUGGAUUCCGGCAAUGGAAACACCUGAUGCGCCGGCAUGCCAAAGGAUGCUCUUCCCCUCUACAAAUCCCAGAACCAAGUGCAGAGCUUGAGUUGCCGUUAUCCAGGCCUCAGGAACAGCCGCGCACUGCUCAUGCGUCAAGCCCUUUGGCUUAUGCAGCAGCAUCUUUGUGCUCACGGCGAUGUACUCGGCAUAAGCCCCGCCAUACGCAAGCCCAAACACCUCAUCGCCGACCUUGAAGCCGUUGUGGUCCUCGGAGCCAAAGGACUCCAGGGUGCCGCUGAACUCGACGCCGAGCGUCUUGGGGGCGCCGGGAGGGACGGGGUAGAAGCCGCGGCGCUGGAUGAUGUCCAUGCGGUUGAUGCCAAAGGCGGCGAUCUUGACGACGGCCUGGCCUGGCGCGGGGACGGGCUUGGGGGUUUCGGCGUUGAUGAAGAGGGCGUCUCGCUCGCCUUUCCCGCCCUUGAUGUCGACUGCGCGCAUUGUGGCGGCCAUUUUGUUUCCAGGUUCUAGUCUUUGAGGCUUUGCAGUAUUGAUUGAAUUACUGCAACGAUU
This is a messenger RNA of Trichoderma virens Gv29-8, 2128 nucleotides long. RefSeq lists its product as uncharacterized. Gene Ontology annotation, molecular function: hydrolase activity. Lineage: Eukaryota; Fungi; Ascomycota; Sordariomycetes; Hypocreales; Hypocreaceae. The transcript has 5 exons. Bases 1 to 951 code for a protein of 316 amino acids. The record is from RefSeq and is a predicted model, not a curated record.